Molecule: messenger RNA, 3356 nt
Organism: Phyllostomus discolor (pale spear-nosed bat)
Lineage: Eukaryota; Metazoa; Chordata; Mammalia; Chiroptera; Phyllostomidae
Gene: HTR7
Product: 5-hydroxytryptamine receptor 7
Exons: 3
Coding region: 387-1688 (433 amino acids)
Biological process (GO): smooth muscle contraction; chemical synaptic transmission; vasoconstriction
Cellular component (GO): dendrite; plasma membrane
Molecular function (GO): G protein-coupled serotonin receptor activity; neurotransmitter receptor activity
Source: RefSeq, a predicted model, not a curated record
AGGGGCGGGGCGCCCGCCGCAACUUCUGCCUUUGCCUCGCUGGCGCUCUCCGCGGAGUCGCGCAGUGGCUGCGGGCCGUGGGCUGCGGAGCCGCCAGCCGAACCGGAUCAGCUCGCAGGAGAACCCGCGCGCCCCGGGCAUCCGUCGGGCGCCUGAGGCACCUCCUGCGGGGAGUCCCCACGCGGCCGCGCUCACGCGUUGUCCGCAGCGGCUGGGGGCCCGGGACGUGCGGGGCCGCGAGGCCGAGCCGGGCGCCCCCCAGCGGCCGGCGCGGGCCUCAUGGCUGGGCCGGGCGGAGCGGAACCGGCGAGGUGAAGCCCCUGGGCCCGCAGCCGGAGUGUGUGGCGGGGGCGCCGGCUCCAUGGGCAGCAGCGCACAGCGGCACGAUGAUGGACGUUAACAGCAGCGGCCGCCCGGACCUCUACGGACACCUGCGUUCUGUCCUCCUGCCGGAGGUAGGGCUGCCGGACUUAAGCCCCGACGGCGCCGGGCCGGUCGCGGGCUCCUGGGCGCCGCACCUGCUGCGCGGGGUCCCUGAGGUGACCGCUAGCCCAGUGCCCACCUGGGACGCACCCCCGGACAAUGCCUCCGGCUGCGGGGAACAGAUCAACUACGGCAGAGUCGAGAAAGUUGUGAUCGGCUCCAUUCUGACGCUCAUCACGCUGCUGACGAUCGCCGGCAACUGCCUGGUGGUGAUUUCGGUGUGCUUCGUCAAGAAGCUUCGCCAGCCCUCCAACUACCUGAUAGUGUCCCUGGCGCUGGCCGACCUCUCGGUGGCUGUGGCGGUCAUGCCUUUUGUCAGCGUCACAGACCUUAUCGGGGGCAAGUGGAUCUUUGGCCACUUCUUCUGCAACGUAUUCAUCGCCAUGGACGUCAUGUGCUGCACCGCCUCAAUCAUGACCCUGUGCGUGAUCAGCAUCGACAGGUACCUGGGGAUCACGAGGCCACUCACGUACCCUGUCAGGCAGAAUGGGAAAUGCAUGGCGAAGAUGAUCCUGUCCGUCUGGCUUCUUUCUGCUUCCAUCACUUUACCCCCGCUCUUUGGGUGGGCUCAGAAUGUAAAUGAUGACAAGGUAUGCCUGAUCAGCCAGGAUUUUGGCUACACCAUCUACUCCACCGCAGUGGCAUUUUACAUCCCCAUGUCCGUCAUGCUUUUCAUGUACUAUCAGAUUUACAAAGCCGCCAGGAAGAGCGCCGCCAAACACAAGUUCCCCGGCUUCCCGCGCCUGCACCAGCCAGACAGCGUCAUCUCCCUGAAUGGCAUGGUGAAGCUCCAGAAGGAGGUAGAGGAGUGUGCCAACCUUUCAAGACUCCUCAAACACGAAAGGAAAAACAUCUCCAUCUUUAAGAGGGAACAGAAAGCAGCCACCACCUUGGGGAUCAUCGUCGGGGCCUUCACUGUGUGCUGGCUGCCGUUUUUCCUCCUCUCGACAGCUAGACCCUUCAUCUGUGGCACAGCCUGCAGCUGCAUCCCGCUGUGGGUGGAAAGGACAUUUCUGUGGCUGGGCUAUGCAAACUCUCUCAUUAACCCUUUUAUAUAUGCCUUCUUCAACCGGGACCUGAGGACCACCUAUCGCAGCCUGCUCCAGUGCCAGUACCGGAAUAUCAACCGGAAGCUCUCAGCUGCAGGCAUGCAUGAGGCCCUGAAGCUCGCUGAGAGGCCUGAGAGGCCGGAGUUUGUGCUGUAAGACAAAACUCUGACUACCGUAGAAAAAAAAGUCAUGAUUCAUGAUCAAAAGUGGAAUCAUGAAGACGAGAAAAACGAGGCAAGACAGAGGUGGAAACAGAUCGAAAUCAUUUGCUGAGACUGUGGAAUGCUGCUUCUGUUUUUUCUUGGGAUGGUUCAGAGUGACAAGCAGGGCAAUCUGUCGUACAAGGGUAUUAUGAGGGAGACAGUGACCUCCCCUUCUUUCCCCCUGUGGAUCAGUGCUAUUGUGUGCAAAUCAAGAUAGUGCUCAGUGUAAGAUAGCCAGAACAGCUCAGCAGUAAGCUCGCGAACAGAGCUGAGUUCCAGAGCAGUUUCUGAUGCUUUGCGUUUGUCCAAGCCCAUGAAAGUGGAAGCGAGUUCCAAUGUGUACUUCCCAUGCUUCCAAGUCUAGGCAUUGUGGUGAAUAUUCAGGAAUCAUUCACAAGACAGAAUUAAUUGUGUGGUAGGACAGAAGGGUGUUUUCCCAAGCUAACUGUGGUAAGCAUAGUGUUGACUAUGUUGCAUGUCCUGUGUUAGAAAACAGAAUCCCGUCAUCAGCUCACACAAAUGACUUCCCAGAGCAGUGUCUGUUCUAAGCUACUGUCAAGCAGUUUGGCUUUGUGCAGGGUCCCUGUGACCUCCCCACCAACGUACUUUCUUUGUUAACUCAGUUCUUGUUAUGGUAUAACUCAGGAACAGCUCUCAGGAUGGAGAGAAUCCUAAAACCUGAAUAAAGCAUUUUCUUGUGCUCACACUUCAUCCAAGGGGUCCUGAGAGGUGAGCGGGGUUCCGUCCGUGAGGACUUUUUCACCUAACCGCACUGUUCGUUAACGUGGGAGUUGGCACUGAACUUUUGACUCUCAUUGCACAUGGGUGCUUUGGGCCCACAAACUGGUUCCUGACUGGUUUUGGGAGGAAGUAGGGGAAUAAGGGGGUUUCCAUGAGAGGUUGUGAUACUUCUGGAAAUGGAGCAUCAAUAUGUGAAUUCCCAUUGAGCAUCAUUGUGUUAAAAUGAAUCAUAUGAAUUGGAGGUCACCUGGAAUCCUCACCAUCGAUCAGUAAAUGCUCCAGAAUACCAUUCUGUUCCUUCUAGAGGAUUUGUUUUUGUGUUCUCUGUAUCUUAAAUCAAAUGUGUGCCUGGCCAAUUCUGUUCUCCUGCUCUCUCCCUCCCUAAAGUGAUAGGCAUUAAGGGCAGACAAGGAAACAGAAAAGGUCCCUUUGUGGAUAGUAUUUUUUUAAUGGAAUUAUGAAAUAUCAUGAGCUAAGGAGACAGAAAGACAGUAUAACAGAAGAAUACCUCUAAGGGGAUAAAGUGAGUGCAAACCUUCCUUUGAUAAAAGAGAACUGUAAGAGAAUAUUAUUUUCCUACCAUAAAUGUAGCUGUUUCCUCAGAGGAUAAUGUGGAAUUCCAACGUGGAUUAUGGAUUUCUCCCAACUUUCAUUGACAUUGCUUCUUACCAGACACAGGGCAAGAUCUGCCUUUCCUGGAAGGGGAGGUGGGGCCCUGCCCGUUCAGACCCAGCUUGUACAAAUUCCUGAACCGCAUAUUUGCUAAAGUGACUGUACAUACUUAUAUUCAUAAUUUAAAUGAUUAAUUCUGGUCAGAUAAAUGUUAAAUUUGAAAAUGUUUUAUUACAUUACAUCAAAUAAAGUUUAUUUGUAGCUGUAA